CUCCAUGAGUGUUUUUGGUCUGAGCUGAAAAGGUUUUGAGAUCCAGGGAGGAUUGUCUCUAGUUUUUGAGUCUUCUGCAGACAGCUUUGCUCCAGGUGUUCUGAUAAAAAAAAAAGAGCAGAAUGUGGACUUCAGCUCUUUCAGCCUCUCUGCUGCUGAUGACAGUAUUUGUUGUUGCAGACGCCGUCCGACCUCUGAAAGAAGAACCCAUAAUCGAUUGCGAAGGAAGAGAGUAUAAAUCUUUGAGAGCUAACAAAGGAAAGUGCAGAGAAACACGAGUCGAAGAUGAAUCUACGGUCCGUGUAGCGUGCACAGAGAUGAGCAUGAUCGUGGUGGUGAAGGCUGAUCUGUAUAAAACUGGACGUCUGGUGUCUGCAGAUGAGCUGUUUUUAGGAGAAGCUGAUCACUCUCAGAGCGGUCGGUGCAGAGCGGAAGCUGCUGCUGACUCUGAGUUCAUCAUUGAAGCCGGACUGCAGGACUGUGGCUCUGAACUAACGAUGACUGAAGACUCUGUGAUUUACUCCAACAAGCUGAUCGUCUCACCUGCUGUCACGUACCAAGGCAUCACCAGGACCAACCCUGCUGUAGUUCCUGUUUCCUGUCACUAUAAAAGGACACACUUGGUGAGCAGUAUCUCUCAGCUGAUACCUCCGACUGCCUCCUCGCCAACAGUGCCCUCCGAUUUCUCUCUCAGGCUGAUGAAUGAUGAUUGGACACACGAGACGUUCUCCACGGUCUUCUUCCUCGGAGAUGUCCUGAACCUGCAGGCGUCUUACACCGGUCCUGAUUCUCCACAAAGACGACUGUUGAUUGACAGCUGUGUGGCCACUCUGAAACCUGACGUCACAUCAGUCCCCAGAUACUACUUCAUUGAAAACCACGGGUGCCUCACUGAUGCAAAAGACGGAGGAUCAAACACACAUUUCAGACCCAGAACGAGAACUAACUCUCUUGAGCUGCAGAUGGAUGUUUUCCUGUUUCACCAGGAUACGAGGAACUCUAUAUUCAUCACCUGCCACAUGAAAGCUGUAGCCGACUUGUGGAGGAGCAGCCUCACUAACAAGGCCUGUGACCACACACAUUCAGGGUGGGAAAAUGUGGACAGUGUCGAUGAUGUGUGUCGAUGUUGUGAUGGCUCCUGUUACACGACUUCUCCCACAUGGAGCGAUUUGACAAAUGUGAGACCUCCUGCCUCGACAGAUGUCGCAGUUUGUGGCAGAGUCAUGCUCGGCCCUCUCUUGAUUUAUCCCAGAAAGUAGAGAAAAAAAAGAUUCUGACAAUAAAUGGACAAUAAUUAAAAUGUUUCUUAGCUUUGCAUAGAGACAAUGAA
This is a messenger RNA of Labrus mixtus (cuckoo wrasse), 1330 nucleotides long. RefSeq names its product zona pellucida sperm-binding protein 3-like. NCBI's taxonomy places the organism in Eukaryota, Metazoa, Chordata, Actinopteri, Labriformes, Labridae. Gene Ontology annotation, cellular component: extracellular matrix. The record is from RefSeq and is a predicted model, not a curated record. The transcript has 8 exons. Gene Ontology annotation, biological process: binding of sperm to zona pellucida; positive regulation of acrosome reaction; egg coat formation. Bases 123 to 1259 code for a protein of 378 amino acids. Gene Ontology annotation, molecular function: acrosin binding.